Naumovozyma dairenensis CBS 421 is the source of this 1020-nucleotide messenger RNA. RefSeq lists its product as uncharacterized. Bases 1 to 1020 code for a protein of 339 amino acids. Gene Ontology annotation, cellular component: fungal-type cell wall. The record is from RefSeq and is a predicted model, not a curated record. Lineage: Eukaryota; Fungi; Ascomycota; Saccharomycetes; Saccharomycetales; Saccharomycetaceae. The transcript has a single exon. Gene Ontology annotation, biological process: fungal-type cell wall organization. Gene Ontology annotation, molecular function: structural constituent of cell wall.
AUGCAAUACAAGAAAACUUUAGCUACAGCUGCCCUAUCGACUGCUGUAAUGGCCGCCUAUGUACCAAAAGAUCCAUGGUCUACUUUAACUCCAUCUGCUACUUACAAAAAUGGUUUAACUGAUUACGCUUCUACUUUCGGUAUUGCCGUUCAACCAAUUGCCACUGCUUCCGUUGCUAAGAGAGAUGCUGUUUCUCAAAUAGCAGAUGGUCAAGUUCAGGCUACCACCAAAGCUGCCGUUUCACAAAUCGGUGAUGGUCAAAUCCAAGCUGCCACCAAGACUACAAAGGCUGCCGUUUCUCAAAUAAACGAUGGUCAAAUCCAAGCCGCUACUAAGGCCGCUGUCUCACAAAUUGGUGAUGGUCAAAUCCAAGCCGCUACGAAGACUACCAAGGCUGCCGUUUCUCAAAUAAACGAUGGUCAAAUCCAAGCCGCUACUAAGGCCGCCGUUUCUCAAAUUGGUGAUGGUCAAAUCCAAGCCGCUACGAAGACUACAAAGGCUGCUGUUUCUCAAAUUGGUGAUGGUCAAGUCCAAGCCGCUACCAAGACUACAAAAGCUGCUGUCUCUCAAAUUGGUGAUGGUCAAGUUCAAGCUACCACUAAAGGUGCUGCUUCUCAAAUUUCAGAUGGUCAAGUUCAAGCUACACAAACAGCUGGUGCUAAACAAGAUGGUGAUGGUCAAGUCCAAAACAAAGACGCUUCUGAUCCAGUCGGUGACGUAUCUUGUAAGGCAUCUGGUACUUUAGAAAUGAAUUUGAAAGGAGGUAUCUUAACUGACGGUAAGGGUAGAAUCGGUUCCAUUGUUGCCAACAGACAAUUUCAAUUCGAUGGUCCACCACCACAAGCUGGUGCCAUCUAUGCUGCUGGUUGGUCAUUAACUCCAGAAGGUAACUUAGCCAUUGGUGAUAACGAUAUCUUCUACCAAUGUUUGUCUGGUGACUUUUACAACUUAUAUGAUGAACACAUUGGUUCUCAAUGUCAUCCAGUCCAAUUACAAGCUAUUGAUUUAAUUGAUUGUUAA